Messenger RNA from Alternaria atra, 1818 nucleotides. RefSeq lists its product as uncharacterized. The record is from RefSeq and is a predicted model, not a curated record. Gene Ontology annotation, molecular function: malate transmembrane transporter activity. Bases 1 to 1818 code for a protein of 605 amino acids. The transcript is spliced from 2 exons. Lineage: Eukaryota; Fungi; Ascomycota; Dothideomycetes; Pleosporales; Pleosporaceae. Gene Ontology annotation, cellular component: membrane. Gene Ontology annotation, biological process: malate transmembrane transport.
AUGGAUACUCGCUACCAACCAGAAGGUUUGUCCUUUGGCACAAAGGAUAACUUCAGCCCUAAUUUUGAGAAUGGUCGAUUUCCUCUCGCAUCUGACCAGCAACAACAAUCCCAAUAUUCCCCUCAGUCACAGCAACUGAGCCAGUAUGGCCUGCCUUCCGGGCCUCGCAUGCAGACCCCUCAGCAGCAAGGACAAUAUGGACUGCCUUCUGGACCUCGACAGGCACAACACUCACCUCAGUCAAGCCGGGAUGUGAACAACUACUCCCGCUUGUCAAACCCUCAGCAGCAGCAACAGCAGCAGCAGCAGCAACCAUCAGAGCAACAACAACAGCAACAGCUACAUCCAAACCAGUACCAACCUCAGCCUCAGCUGGCGCCUCAACAGAGCCAGUUCGCCUUCCAGUCUGGAGAGACCACUCGCACCAAUACAUGGGCGAACAACACACCGGCAGCGCAUACACCAGCGCCUAUGUAUGCAUCUGACGCAGGAUACUUCCCCGGCCCAGUUGACGCUAAUGGAUAUCGCGUCGAUACGAAGGAGAGGCCACAAGAACCAGAGAACCCCUUCAGAGACCCAGCUCAUCAGUCUCCGCCACCGAUGGACGAUAUCGACCUCGAGAAGCACAAGCAUGACGAUGGGCACUCAGGAUGGGACAAGCACACUAAGAUCCCCGGCAGGAAGGACCCUAAUCAGCCAUAUCUUACUUUCGGAGAACGAAUCAGACACUACACAUGGGCGAACUACACGCUGACGAUGGCCACGGGUGGUCUCGGUACGCUUAUCGCUAUCCAGCCCCAUUCCUUCCCCGGUCUCAUUACCAUCGGUGCCGUUUUCUACAUCCUCAACCUCAUGCUGUUUACUGCUGUAACAAUGACCAUGGUUCUUCGUUUCACCAAGUAUGCUGGAUCCUUCAAGGGCUCCAUCACCCACGAACGUGAAGGCCUCUUCCUUGGACCAUUCUUCCUCUCUAUCGCUACAAUCAUCACCGGUACUCAGAAAUACGUCAUAGAAGCUUACGAAGUGGAUCAUCCAAACCGAGCUUGGGCAGUUACCACGAUGGCAGUUGCCUUCUGGGCCUAUACCUUCUUCGCUUUCUGCCUGGCUAGCUUUCAAUACUCGUUCCUCUUCUGCUGCCAUACGUACAAGCUCACCAGCUUCAUGCCUUCGUGGCUUCUUCCCAUCUUCCCUAUCAUGCUUUCUGGCACGAUUGCAUCGACCAUUGCCGCUUCACAGCCCGUGUCUGCCAGAAUGCCAAUUCUGGUUGCUGGACUUGGAUGUCAGGGUCUUGGAUUUACGGUCGCUAUUCUCAUGUACGCGCAUUAUAUUGGUCGUCUUAUGCAGGUCGGAUACCCCGAUCGCGAGCAUCGAGGAGCCAUGUUUAUCGCUGUCGGACCGCCUUCUUUCACCUGCUUGGCUUUGAUCGGUAUGGCCAACGCUCUUCCCGAUGACUUCGACUUGCAGGGAGACGGCCUUGUGGAUGCCAAGCUACUCAGGACUCUGGCUCUCAUUGUUGCGCUUUUCCUUUGGGUUCUAGCUAUGUGGUUCUUCAUGGUCACUCUCAUCGCUGUCAUCAACUCCUGGGCUGUCUAUUUCCAUCUCGGUUGGUGGGCUAUGGUUUUCCCCAACACCGGUUUCGUCAUCGCUACCAUCUCCAUCGGCAAUUCCUUGAAGGACGAAACAGUGCUCUAUGUCGGGAACGGUCUUACCAUCGCCGUCAUCACGAUGUGGUUCUUCGUACUGUUCAAACACGUCCAGGCCAUCUACGUCGCAGAUAUCAUCUAUCCCGGCAUGGACGAAGACAUUGCGGAUCACUAA